This is a messenger RNA of Dryobates pubescens (Downy woodpecker), 2507 nucleotides long. RefSeq names its product cochlin (gene COCH). The coding region runs from base 1 to 1899 and encodes 632 amino acids. The transcript is spliced from 11 exons. The record is from RefSeq and is a predicted model, not a curated record. NCBI's taxonomy places the organism in Eukaryota, Metazoa, Chordata, Aves, Piciformes, Picidae.
AUGGGGACGCCCAGUCCCGCGUCGGCUCCCUCCUUCCCUCCCGCCCCGGCCACCCUCGCUCGUCCCAGUGCUCAUGCGCCCCGGGAGAGGUUUAAAGCGGGCGCGGCGGCUGGCGGUUGCCCUGUGCUGCGCUGUUCUCUUCGGCUCUCGACUCCCGCAGUGUGCGGGCCCCGCAGCCAUGUGGCUCACGCCCCUUUUCCUCGGUGGGUACCACGGGGAGCGGCUCGGGGCCAGCGGGGCGGGCACGGAGCAUCGCCCCGACCCGCUCCCUGUCUGUUCGCAGGCGCUUUCCUGCUCUUCAGCCCCGUGCGCGGGAGCGACGGCUCGGCUUCCACUGCUAUCACAUGCUAUACAAGAGGACUUGAUCUUAGAAAGGAGACAACAGAUGUCCUUUGCCCAGCAAACUGUCCUUUGUGGCAAUUUUAUGUCUUUGGGGAUGGAGUUUAUGCCUCUCUUUCCAGUGUCUGUGGAGCUGCCAUACACAGUGGGGUGAUCACCAGUGCAGGAGGAGCUGUAAGGGUGCAGACUCUUCCAGGACAGGAGAACUACCCUGCUGUAAAUGCUAAUGGGAUCCAGUCUCAAGUGCUUGCUAGAUGGGCUUCAUCUUUCUCUGUGACUGGUACCAAGAACACAGCACUUGAAGCAGUUGGGCGAGCCGUGUCAACAGCACGUCCUUCUACAGGUAAACGACCUAAGAAGCUGCUUGAUAAAAAGGCUGGAAACAAAGACUGUAAAGCUGACAUUGCAUUUCUCAUUGAUGGAAGUUACAAUAUUGGCCAACGCAGAUUCAACUUGCAGAAAAACUUUGUUGGAAAAGUAGCCAUGAUGUUGGGGAUUGGCACAGAAGGGCCUCAUGUUGGAGUUGUACAAGCCAGUGAAUAUCCCAAAAUUGAAUUCAAUCUGAAAAAUUUCACUGCUGCAAAAGAAGUCUUAUUUGCCAUAAAAGAACUAGGCUUCAGGGGAGGCAAUUCUAAUACAGGGAAAGCUUUGAAGCACACAGCUCAGAAAUUCUUCUCUUCAGAAAGCGGAGCACGCAAAGGAAUUCCCAAGAUCAUUGUAGUAUUCUUAGAUGGCUGGCCCUCAGAUGAUAUAGAAGAAGCUGGCAUAGUGGCCAGAGAAUUUGGAGUCAAUGUAUUCAUUGUAUCUGUAGCAAAACCCACAACAGAGGAGCUGGGAAUGGUACAAGACAUUGGGUUUGUUGACAAAGCUGUCUGUCGAAGUAACGGCUUCUUCUCUUACCAAAUGCCCACCUGGUUUGGCACCACCAAAUACGUGAAGCCUCUCGUCCAAAAGCUGUGUUCCCACGAGCAGAUGCUGUGUAGCAAGACGUGCUACAACUCCGUCAACAUCGCUUUCUUGAUAGACGGGUCCAGCAGCAUUGGAGACAGCAACUUCCGCCUCGUGCUGGAAUUCAUCAGUAACGUUGCAAAGGCUUUUGAGAUCUCCGACAUCGGCUCCAAGAUUGCAGCUGUGCAGUUCACGUACGACCAGCGUACCGAGUUCAGCUUCACCGACUACACCACGAAAGAAAAGGUCCUCUUGGCGAUCCGGAACAUUCGCUACAUGAGUGGUGGCACUGCCACUGGCGAUGCCAUUUCCUUCACGACCAGAAAUGUCUUUGGGCCGAUGAAAGACAGCCCUAACAAAAAUUUCCUCGUUGUUUUGACCGAUGGUCAGUCUUAUGAUGAUGUUAGAGGGCCUGCUGCUGCUGCCCAGAAAGCAGGAAUAACAGUCUUCUCUGUUGGUGUUGCCUGGGCACCUCUGGAUGAUCUGAAGGACAUGGCAUCUGAACCAAGAGAAUCUCAUACUUUCUUCACUAGGGAGUUCACAGGAUUAGAACAGAUGGUCCCUGAUAUUAUUAGAGGCAUCUGUAAAGACUUUUUGGAAUCUAGACAAUAAAGAAAAUCUGCUCUUAGAUAUCACUACUUUGAAACUAAACAUGAAACUGAAAUGGUCCUUCCAAAAUACAAAUGCUUUAUCCUUGUAUAUGCUAUCUUAAGGAAAGAAGAAAGGCUACUUCUCACUGCUGUAGUCAGUCAAGGAUUCUUGUGACCUUGUUAGAAGUUGUACUGGAAUGCAGAAUUUGGCCACCAGCUAUUCUUUUCAGUACAUAUAUACUACCCUCAUACUUUAAACUUACUCAUAUUGUGCACUUAAGGCUAUCAGAUAGCAGCAAAUGAAACAAUACAGCUCUGACAUUUUUGCUGUCACUUGCUAGAUGUCAUCUUAUGAGUUAAAGAUAAUAUUUUUAAUACAUAGUAUUACACUCUUCCAGAAGCCUUCUAUAGCUUGCAGAUGAGGUUCUGUACCUUCUGAAGAAGUUCCACUAACAGCAUGGAGUACUUCCAGUGCUCCUCUUGCCCAACAUCAGUUUUGCAAGGCAGUUUAAGAAAAGACCUGACCUAUUGUAGCUGAACAGUCUGGUUUUACUAGCUGAGGUUUGGCUGUUGUGAAUGAUACUGCCAUGUGGUUGGCAAAGUUUAUGAUAAAAGACAUUUAAGUUCCAA